GCACCACAGCACUAUUUCAGCACUUGUGAACCUUUCCUCUUGGAUGGUGCUCCCAUAUGGUGACUGGGGGCUUGAACCCAAUUCCUCACACACAGUAAUAAAUACACUAUCUCUACCUAGUGUGCUAUAUCUACUGUCCACUGCAGGCAGCUCUGAGAAGGUGGUCACCUCCAGCCCAGGAAAGACAUCACUAUGGCCCUCCUAAUUCACUUGCUGGUCUGCACCUUUGGGAUGGGAUCCUGGGUGGCCAUCAAUGGGCUCUGGGUGGAGCUGCCCCUGCUGGUGGCAGAGCUGCCUGAGGGUUGGUACCUGCCAUCCUAUCUCACAGUGGUCAUCCAACUGGCCAACAUUGGUCCCCUCCUGGUCACCCUGCUCCAUCACUUCCAGCCUGGAUGCCUUCCAGAGGUGCCUAUCAUCUUUGCUGUGCUGGGUGUGGGCACCAUUGCCUGUACCCUCUUUGCUUUCCUCUGGAAUGUCACCUCCUGGGUACUGGGUGGCCAUCACAGCAUCGCCUUCUUGGCCCUCACGUUUUUCCUGGCCCUAGUAGACUGCACUUCUUCUGUCACCUUCCUGCCCUUCAUGAGUCGACUGUCCGCCUACUACCUCACCACCUACUUUGUGGGUGAAGGACUCAGUGGUCUGAUACCCGCCCUGGUGGCUCUCGCCCAAGGCUCAGGUCUCACCACCUGUGUCAGCAUCAACAAGACAUCAGACAACACCUCAAGUUCUGAUACCACCAUGAAGACCUACAUCCCACAGGGAGUCAACAGCACUUUGGAAUUUGACUUCACUGGGACAGAGUCCUCCAUGGAGAGCCACUACCUCCCCCCCAACUUCUCGCCCUUCAUCUUCUUCCUCCUGCUCUCCUUCAUGAUGGUCUGCUGCCUCGUCGCUUUCUUUCUCCUCCAGCGUCAACCCAGGAAUUGGGAAACUUCCAUAGAAGACCUGCUUACUUCUCAGGUUACCCUGCAUUCCAUCCGGCCCCGGGAAGACAAUGAUCUGGGCCCCCCAGGAUCAGCAGACAGCAUUAAGGGCCAGGAGCAUCUAGAAGAAAAAGUGGCCACCCACCACCCAGCCCAACUGACCUUCAUCUACAUCCUGGUUGCCUUUGUGAACGCGCUCACCAACGGUGUGCUGCCCUCCGUGCAGACCUACUCCUGCCUAUCCUAUGGGCCCAUUGCCUACCACCUGUCUGCCACUCUCAGCUCCAUGGCCAACCCUCUUGCCUGCUUCCUCGCCAUGUUCUUGCCUAAGAGGUCCUUGCCAUUCCUGGGGGGCAUCACAGUGCUUGGGACCAGCUUUGGGGCUUACAACAUGGCAAUGGCAGUGAUGAGCCCCUGUCCCCUCAUGCAAGGCUACUGGAUUGGAGAAGUCCUCAUUGUGAUUUCAUGGAUACUGUUCAAUGGCUGUCUGAGCUAUGUCAAAGUGAUGCUGGGAGUGAUCCUGCGUGACCUGAGCCGCAGUGCCCUCUUGUGGUGCGGAGCGGCAGUGCAGCUGGGCUCACUGCUUGGAGCGCUUCUAAUGUUCCCGCUGGUCAACGUGUUCAGGCUCUUCUCUUCUGCUGAUUUAUGCAACCUGCAUUGUUUGGCCUAGGCCAACUAUAAGAGCAAGGUCCCAUAUAACGCGUCUUUGGUGACCUGCAGAAGCAAAGCACACAUGCCCAACUUCACCUGCAAGUAGUGGGGAGCCUGAAGGCUGAGUCUGAGUACUUGCACCAUCAUAACACUGCCCUCUGGAGGGCGGGGAAUGCCUCAGGCAUACCUCAGCAUUAUCCUAUCCUAAUGCUGUGUCACUGUGUCUGCAAUUCUACCACCUCAGAAUUUCUUUCUUUGGAUUUGGAGUAAUAAGUGAUACAGCAUCUACCUGGGUGCUGACCCAGGGUGCUAGAGUGAAAACAGCUGGGAAAGUGAGCUGGUCCUGACAAACUGUGUGACCUUGGGAAGGCCACUUGGUUCUCUGUGCCUCUGUCUCCUCAUCCAUAAUAUGGGAGUUCUAACAAAGAGCACCCAUCUCAUAGGCUUGGCUCUGAAUGAAAAAGAGAAACAUCCAGUGUGAAGCAAGCUCUCCUGGACCAUUUUCCAAUCUGCUGUCCAACACUGACAACAAAAAUGACAAUCAGCACAGAAUAGAAGUAACCUUAGAGGUUGAGAGAUGACCCAGUCACUUAGGCCUUUUCUGCUGUAAUCAAAGAGGAGCUUGCUGGAAGAUAGACACCUACCUAAUGGUGGAAUUUUGGGCAUGGUGACUUCCCAAGUCACAGUACAGACAGACACCGUACCCCACACUUCGUCCUCUCAUCCUUCUUUGUGUUCAGUGCUCUGCCCUUCUGUGUGAGUGUCUUCCUGGGAGGAACAGGGAAAUGAUGGAAGAGGAGGGGCUAUCCCAAACCUCCAGAAUUGAGUCCCAUCACCCACCACCUUGUCAUGAACUGGGCACUGAGGAUCCUGGGGGGAGGGGCAGGGUGGGGAGGAGUGCAUUUGGCAACUGAUUAUAGUUUUGUUUAUCUUUAUGUUUUACAUCUUUUUAAUAAAGAAAUUCCCCACUUUU
Erinaceus europaeus (western European hedgehog) is the source of this 2547-nucleotide messenger RNA. RefSeq names its product solute carrier family 52 member 3 (gene SLC52A3). Gene Ontology annotation, biological process: riboflavin transport. The transcript is spliced from 5 exons. The coding region runs from base 193 to 1593 and encodes 466 amino acids. Lineage: Eukaryota; Metazoa; Chordata; Mammalia; Eulipotyphla; Erinaceidae. Gene Ontology annotation, molecular function: riboflavin transmembrane transporter activity. Gene Ontology annotation, cellular component: plasma membrane. The record is from RefSeq and is a predicted model, not a curated record.